Molecule: messenger RNA, 954 nt
Organism: Symbiodinium natans
Lineage: Eukaryota; Dinophyceae; Suessiales; Symbiodiniaceae
Source: the annotation of a GenBank genome assembly
AUGGCGGACCUGAGCGAUGCUGCGACUGUCAGAGGGCUCCGUGAUGACAAUGCCAUGAUCGGCAGGGAGCAUUGGAAGAUUGUGCAGGAGCAGAUUGGGCACGACGCGGUGCGACUGAGCGAGUCGGCCGUUGGUGGGAUCGACUGCCAAUGGGUCCACAACUGCAAGGGCGAAGGCGAGCAGGGGAAGCAAGACACCGGUGAUCAGGCCCCUGUCAUCUUGUACUUCUUCGGCGGGGCCUUUGUUGUGGGGAGCCCGGAGGAUGACCUCGCCAUCACGGCGAAGCUCGCGCACUUUACCCGGCUCUCGGUCUGCGUGCCACGAUAUCGCCGCGCGCCCGAGAACCCCUACCCGAGGGCCAUCGAAGACGCAGCGGCUGUGUACCGCGAGCUCGUGGGCGUGCAAAGGCGCCGAGUUCUUCUCGUGGGUGAGUCAGCGGGUGGCCACCUGGCGCUAAGGUUGCUGCUCGAUGUUCUGGGAGACCGUGAAUUGGCGGCGCCGGAGGCGGUGGCGCUACUGAGCCCCUGGGCCGACCUCUCGCAUAGCGGGGACAGCCAUGUGGUUUGCCAGAAUCUCGACCCGACCUUGUCUGUGGAACAUUUCUUGCACCCGGCCACUUGCGCUUACAUGGGUGUGCCCGCGGAUGCGAGUGGGACGGAGAAGGCCAAGUCACCCGAUGUCUCACCGCUGUUUGCUGACAUGCCGGCUCGCUUCCCGCCCGUCAUCAUCACGACAGGAACACGGGAUCUGCUGAUGAGCGACAGCAUCAGGCUUGCAGCGAAGCUGCGUGAAGCCGCAGCUGCCAGCGAAGAAGGCCGCGAGGCCGUGGUCGACCUCCGUGUCACCGACGGGAUGUGGCACGUCUUCGAGUGGUUCUCCAAGCUGCCCGAGGCGGAGCAGUCUCUGAGAGGCAUCGCGGAUUUCUUGCUGAAACACCAGGCAGCUGUGAGGUGA